CCUCCAUAGAACUCAAAGCUUGAGCCUGAUAUAAACCAACACAAGGCUUAACAUGAGAUUCCCAUCUCAAAAAACGGACAGGAGGGUGUCCCUUUGACGAGCAGUUUCUAUUAUUUAGGCUGAAAACAAAUGUAUAAUUAUAAAAAUCCUCAGUUUCUUAUCAGGGUUAGCUUCCCUGCAAAUACAAGUCUUACAUGCGGACACCGUUUCUGUUAGUAUUUACAUUAUUGUAAAGAGGAAUAAGCAACACGUCGGGGCUGUAUUGAACAUACAAGUAAUUUUAACUGCGAAAAAUCAUAUCAUACGUUUUUGACACUGAAAAGCGCUCAGCGCUGGUCAGGGAAGGGCUGCUACCCCAAACUGUCCCAGAGGCUCGGACACUGCCCAGCGGAGCAGAUACCCCAAACUGUCUCAGAGGCUCGGACACACUGCCCAGCGGAGCAGAUACCCCAAACUGUCCCAGAAGCUCGGACACACUGCCCGGCGGAGCAGAUACCCCAAACUGUCCCAGGGGCUCGGACACACUGCCCGGCGGAGCAGAUACCCCAAACUGUCCCAGAGGCUCGGACACACUGCCCGGCGGAGCAGAUACCCCAAACUGUCCCAGAGGCUCGGAGACUCUGAGAGCGAGAGAGCGGUUCUCUGGGAGUGAGUGACAGGAGACUCUGCUGCUGAAGGGUCUGAGGGAUCGGGGCUGGAGAGGAGAGGGCAGUCUGGGCUGGAGAGGAGAGGGCAGUCUGGCCUGGACCCGCAGUGAGGCACCAUGCUGGUCACCGCCUACCUGUCAUUCCUGGUGCUGCUGGCCCUCUGCCUGGGCCUGGAGCUCAGCGCCUGCCGCGCCCAGCCCCGCCAGGCCGCCCACGCCGCCAACCCCGUCUUCCGCAGCUUUCAGACGCUCUUCCUGCGCGGCUACCUGCUGGCGCUCUGGGCCGACUGGCUGCAGGGGCCCUACCUCUACAAGCUGUACCGCCACUACAACUUCCUGGAGUCGCAGAUCGCCAUCCUGUACGUGUUCGGGCUGGCCUCCUGCAUCCUGUUCGCGCCCGUGGCCAGCUGGCUCCCCCUGGCGCUGGGCCGCCGCCGCACCUGCCUGCUGUUCUGCGCGGCCUACGCGGCCUGCUGCCUCACCAAGCUGUCGCGCGACUACUUUGUACUGAUCCUGGGCCGCGUCCUGGGGGGGCUCUCCACCUCCCUGCUGGCCACGGCUUUUGAGGCCUGGUACGUCCAGCGCCACCUGGAGGCCCACGAUUUCCCCCGCGAGUGGAUCCCCGCCACCUUCUCCCGGGCCGCCACCUGGAACCACGGCCUGGCGGUGGCGGCGGGCCUGGUGGCCAACCUGCUGGCGGAGUGGCUGGGCUGGGGGCCGGUGGCGCCCUUCCUGGCGGCCGUGCCCGCUCUGGGCCUGUGUGGCUGGGUGGUGCUGCAUGAGUGGGGCAGGGAGGAGGCGGAGGGGGGCGAGGGCCGGGGGGCGCUGGCGGGCUCUCUGCAGCCCCCGACCUCCUCCCUCUCUCCUCCUCCACCUCCGCUUCCCCUGCCUGGCCGGGCCCGGUUCUGGCGGGGCUGCCUGGAGGGGCUGCGCUGCCUGCUGGCGGACCGGCGCGUGCUGCUGCUGGGCGGGGUGCAGGCGGCCUUCGAGAGCGUGCUCUACAUCUUCGUCUUCCUCUGGACGCCCGUCCUGGACCCCCACGGCCCCCCCCUGGGCAUCGUCUUCUCCUGCUUCAUGGCCGCCAGCAUGGCCGGCUCCUCCCUGUACCGCCUGGCUACCUCGGCCCGCUACCGGCUGCAGCCCGUGCACCUGCUGUGCCUGGCGGUCCUGACCGCCUUCUUCGCCCUCUUCAUGCUGACCUUCUCCACCGCCCCCGGGCAGGCCCGGCCCCGCGAGUCCUUCCUGGCCUUCCUGCUGCUGGAGCUGGCCUGCGGCCUCUACUUCCCGGCCGUGGGCUUCCUGCAGGGGCGGGUCAUCCCCGAGGAGCGGCGGGCGGGGGUGCUGGCCUGGUUCCGGCUGCCCCUGCACCUCCUGGCCUGCCUGGGCCUGCUGGCGCUGCACGGGGAGGUGUCGGCGCCCGGCGGGGAGGGCGAGGCGGGCGGCGGCACGCGCCACAUGUUCGCAGGCUGCGCGGGCAUGAUGCUCGCCGCCCUGCUGGCCGGGGUGAGCCUCUUCACCCUGGGCCGGCAGGAUGCCCAGCUCCGCCUGGAGGGCGGGGGACCCGCUGAAGGGGGCCGGGGGGAAGGGGAGCUCUGAGACGGGCGGAGGCGAGCGGAGACAGAGUCUGAAUGUAUAGUCUGCGAUACAAGGACAGCAGGGCCCAUGCAGGGGUGCGGCGCUGCCCGUCGCCAGCAGGGUUUUUCGGAAACUCGCCAAGGCCGAAAUAAACUGCUGAGCACCAAGGCUGCCUAGAGACAAGUUCCUUUUGUACAGGACUCUGCGGUUUGCAGAUUGGCGCAGCGACAAAGGCAGCAUCGGUUGGCUUUAAGCAGAGACGUGCGAACUCAAGAGCCCCCCCCCAGGCCUGCAGCAGACGCCUCUCCCGAGUGCCAGAGCUGUUGGCUCCUGGGAAAGUGCGAGGUGUGUGGAUGCUUGGCGCUUCUGCGCGCCAGUGGAGCACGCCUGGUCGCGUGUGUUCGGGGUAGCGGUGGUUCUGCAGCGCGCGUGACGUGGUCCCGCACACGGACUGCGACACGCGCCGGCGGUCAGCACGCGACCCCCACCUGGGCUUCUCCGAGGGAACGAGUAAUAAACCUUCCCUCGUCACGUCUGACUCCUUCUCUUCCAGGAGACCCUUUUGUAAACGGGUUCAGCUGUGCCCUGGAAGCGGGGGGGGGGGACUAUUAAAAGAUAAUGGGCCGGGAUUUGGCUGGAAGGAGUUAAUGGAGGACUAUGUGCUGUGUGGUCAAGGGAGACCUUGCUGGUAGUCAAACCAAAAAUCAUUUCUUCGAAAUAAAAGCAGUUUUGGCCUUUGGGA
Lepisosteus oculatus (spotted gar) is the source of this 2963-nucleotide messenger RNA. RefSeq names its product major facilitator superfamily domain containing 5 (gene slc61a1). Gene Ontology annotation, cellular component: membrane. Gene Ontology annotation, molecular function: molybdate ion transmembrane transporter activity. The record is from RefSeq and is a predicted model, not a curated record. Gene Ontology annotation, biological process: molybdate ion transport. Lineage: Eukaryota; Metazoa; Chordata; Actinopteri; Semionotiformes; Lepisosteidae.